AUGAGGUGUGAUCCAAAAUCAGUAAAGAUGUUAGCCAUUUUGGCUCUAAUUUUCCUAUCGAGCGUAGAAACAAACCGAGCCGCUAGAAUUCCAAACGGCGAACAAGUAUGGACGAGCGAAAAAAUGGGCCGAGAAGACCUUUUGCUGAUCCUCUCAUCCUUGCAACGAGGCCGACCAGUCGGGCGCCCAUCGCCAAAUGGCUGCACGUGGGUUCCCGGCCAAGGCGGCAAGCCUUGCGCCACCACCGUCGGCCAACGUAAUUUUGCCGGAAAGACUCGUCCGGCAGCCGGAAAUAAUUAG
Molecule: messenger RNA, 300 nt
Organism: Striga hermonthica
Lineage: Eukaryota; Viridiplantae; Streptophyta; Magnoliopsida; Lamiales; Orobanchaceae
Source: the annotation of a GenBank genome assembly